Nezara viridula (southern green stink bug) is the source of this 1936-nucleotide messenger RNA. Lineage: Eukaryota; Metazoa; Arthropoda; Insecta; Hemiptera; Pentatomidae. The record is from the annotation of a GenBank genome assembly.
AUUUGAAAGAAUAUUGGAGAAUCUGUUCGAUUUAUCUUUUCUUAUUUUUUUUAGCAUCAUUUCUAUUCUCUUUGCCAUGUACUCGUGAGUUUGUCGUGUUAUCUUUUAAUUGGUUCUUCGAAACUAUGCUUCUGAUCCUUUUAGAAUUAAAAUGAAUUUUAAUAAUCAUUUUAAGUAAUGGAAUCGUUAGCUUUUGAGGAAAUUUAUUUAUUACAUUCAGGGAGCUGAUUCUUUCUACCUAUUUAUUAUAAGUUGAUUACCGAUGUUCCCACUACCCCUUACUGAUAUCAAACUAUAACAAUGUCUAAAAAGAUCUAACCUACUUCUUAAUUUACUUUGAGCUUCUUCAUGUUCUUAGUUACUGAACGGCAAAAUAUUUGAAACAGUGUUCACAAUAGUUAAACCUUUAAAUUUAAAAAUCUAUCUAUGUCAUGGAUAGAAUUAAUGAGCGUUUUGAAGAUAUUUCAUUUGAUGCGGGGCCCAUUUCAAGUAGAGAACGAAACUUCAUAAUAUUUUUAGAACCAGACAUGAUUCCUAAGAUUGAACAUCGUUUUGAAGAAUAUGAAAAAGUUUCAUUUGCAUUUUUAUUUUUUGAUGACGUUUAUUCGUCUUUAAGGGUCUGUGAAAAAAGUGUAAAUAAUCGUAACUAUAAUUUUAUGUCUGAUAAUUCUCUUGAGGAACACUCCAAUUGGGAUAAAAAGUUUAUUGAAUGCUUAUUUUAUGUGCAACAUGUUUUACUUUUACUAAAACUCGGAAUAGGCAUGUAUGAUGCUCAAAGAGUUUUUAAAAAGCCUAAAUUUGUUUCUAAACAACGUUUAUUGCUGUACAAAAUUUGUGAAAAUUUGUCCAAUGCAGAAACAUUGCAAUUGAUGGAGUCCAUACCAUCGAUAUCACCAGAAAAAUAUCUUGAAAUAUUCAUUUUAAGGAUUCUUUCAUUAGAAAAUGGGCUGAAUUUGUUCAUAUCAUCACUAUUGUCAUUAAAUAAUCCUGUGAUUAACAGCCUCCUAGAAGAUAUUAAAGAAGACUCUUGUUCCGACAAUAUUAAAUUGACUCCAACAUCCAAGAAAUUACCUAGACCUGCAAAUCUUUCAGCAGACGAAAUCUAUCCGAUUAAGGAUCCUAACAAUGUUGGGCUUUGUUUUAUUAUUAAUGAAGUCAAUAUCAAAGGUGAGCAGAAAAGAGAUGGUUCUACUGAAGAUGUGUCUUUACUAAUAUCAACAAUGAAAUAUUUCAAUAUUAAUGUAAAAGAUUUUACUGAUGUACCAAAGAAAUAUUUUGAUGAUUUGGGUACAAUCAUUGAUAUUCAUUUCAAAGAAAAAAACUACUCAGUAUUUUUCCUGAUAAUUAUGUCUCAUGGAAAACCAGGUGUUAUUCUUUCAUCUGAUGAUAAGGCAGUCGAUAUAAAUUACAUUACUUCAAAGCUGCAUUGUAAAUCCCUUCAUAAAAUACCUAAGGUGUUGAUAAUUCAGGCAUGCCAGGGAGAUAUUUUGCUUGUUGAAAAUUUAGCUACAGAUGGACCAUCGUCUUUACAAUUUGAUCAGGCAACUCAGGUACGACAUAAGUUUAGAAGUCAUAUUAGUGACCUUCUAAUAGCUAUGUCUACUGUCACAGGUUUCAAGGCAUUUCGAGACAGAAAAACAGGAAGCUGGUUUGUACAAGCGCUUUGCAAAUGUAUGAAAGAACAUGAAAAUGAAUGCUUGCUUAGUAUCAUCACAUAUACUAUCAGAGAAGUUAAAGCACAGUCAGUUUCCCUUGAUAAAACCUGUCAAAUUAUUCAACAACCAGAAUUUCGUAGUCUUCUUGAGAAAAAACUUUAUUUGAAGCCAAUUAUUAAUAAUUGAAGGUGUAAUGUAUGAUUAUGUUUGUUAAAAAAUGUGAUUGAAUUAAUGUAUAUUAUGUAAAUGUAAACCAAUUACACUGUUCUUAUUUUAUUAUA